Gastrolobium bilobum is the source of this 1630-nucleotide messenger RNA. Its product is annotated as NDR1/HIN1-like protein 26. The transcript has 5 exons. Bases 12 to 821 code for a protein of 269 amino acids. The record is from RefSeq and is a predicted model, not a curated record. Lineage: Eukaryota; Viridiplantae; Streptophyta; Magnoliopsida; Fabales; Fabaceae. Gene Ontology annotation, cellular component: plasma membrane.
UUGUCUUGCUGAUGGCGACACCUGGCCACAACAAAACGACCACUGGCUACCCGCCGCCGCAUAACUCGGCCACUGGCGAUUACUCUGGCGGCGCUGCCUAUCCCAUUGCAGUUCCUCCGCCGCCCUCCUUUUACCCGAGCAUCUAUGAAGAACCGAGACCCACCGGAUUCUACCAGCCACCGCCUCCACCCCCCGUCAUGUACUCUUUCCUCUGCCGCUUCCUGGCGGCUAUUGCUGCCACCAUGGCCGUCAUCGCCUUGAUUAUCUUCAUCACGUCGCUCGUCCUCGAGCCCGAACUCCCGGCGUUCCGAAUCGACUCGGCAUCCGUCACCUCGCUCAACACUACCGGCCCCGAACUCACGGCCAGCUUCCACAUCACCCUCGUCGUUACAAACCCUAACCGCAAGCUCGCUAUCUCUUACGACGCCGUUUCUGCCAGUAUCUCGUACGGCGAGGAUGGCGUUCUCGACUCCACUCGCCUGCCACCUUUCUUGCAAAAAACCCGGAGCGAGACCACCCUUCAAGUUCAAUUCGCGGUGGUCAACGAUUUUGUUGGUAACAGCGUGGCCAAAGGCAUUUCCGCGGACCGGGCUCGUGGAUCGGUCCAAUUUGGGGUCACAUUGUUGUCUUGGAUUAGGUUCAAGUCUGGUAUAUGGCGCUGGAAUGAUCAUCUCUUGAAGGUUGACUGCUACCCUUUGAGCUUUGUGUUUUCGCCCAACAACAGUACAGCAUGCAAGGAAUGCCAUUCCCACCUCUCUACAAUGUACUGGCCUUUCUUGUCUCUGUUAAUGUGUCAGUCAAAGGUGCAAGCAACAGACUGAGUCAAGGAACCAAAACUAGUUGGACCCUAUUGCUAGUUGAGGCGUUAGCUCUUCAGUGAUGCACUCACCUCUGCCACCUUACUUAGACGUGCCUUUCUAGUUUAGAUAUUUGAUGCUGAUAAACAAGAAGGAUCAGGGAUCAGUGUUCAGUGUUCUAAUCAGUUUUCAUCAGUCAACUUGAUUUUUGGAUACUGCCAGAUACAUCUUCUCUCUGAUUUUCCUUUAAUUUGUUGUUGGCAUUAAUUAUUUCUGGUUAAUGAAAUUAUCAUCUGACGAUGGUAUAUAUUUAAUUCCCUUAUGGUUAAGCAAUGGAGUGUGUCUUGACAGAUGUUACCAGAAGCCAACGGUUUCAUUUCUGCUGGAAAAUUUUUCAGGGUAAAGUUUUUAUGCCUGCCUAGCCAACUUCGCUUAAGAUCUUGAAAAUUUGAUUAUCCGGGCCUCGCAAAUUUGGGCUUAUCAUGUGAUAAGGCCCUGUUUGAAAGGGUUGGGUUUGGAAAGAAGCCUGACUCCAAUCGUAACGAUGGCUCCAGCAAGACACCGCGCUAAUGGUACUGUGGUUGCCCCUCAUGACGCGAUGGUUUCGUAUAUUGCUUGGAGUGAAAUUCAGCACAUGGGCGACCUAUUGAAAGGAUGGUGCCAAUGAGUUCUGUUUUCUUUAGAUGAGGGUUUGAGUAUCUCGAAUACUUGAUGAGCAAAUUCAUAUCUUAAAUUUCGCAUCACUUUUUAGGGACUUCAUAUGAGUUGCUGCCAUCAAAUGCGGAUCACAUGCAUUGGUUUGCUUAUUAUUGCAUCAGGUAAUGAGAAGAAAC